Carcharodon carcharias (great white shark) is the source of this 943-nucleotide messenger RNA. Its product is annotated as gamma-glutamylaminecyclotransferase-like. The transcript has 3 exons. The record is from RefSeq and is a predicted model, not a curated record. Bases 195 to 764 code for a protein of 189 amino acids. NCBI's taxonomy places the organism in Eukaryota, Metazoa, Chordata, Chondrichthyes, Lamniformes, Lamnidae. Gene Ontology annotation, molecular function: gamma-glutamylaminecyclotransferase activity.
GCACCCAUUGCAGGUGGAGGAGGAGGAGGAGGAGGAAGAGGAGGAGGGGAUUCCCCCCCGCGGUCUCCCGGAAAUGCGCCUUAAAUUCCGGGCGCAGUCGGCGACGUCGGGCUGGUCCCGCGGAAGGAAGACCCGUGGGCUUAGGCAUUGAAACAAUUUGCAGUUUACGGCGACCUCUAAUCCUUUGGUGUUAUAUGUUUUCUCUACGAACUGCAUUGAGUGUCAUUAUACGCACUCCGAGCUACUGCUGGCAAAAGAAGAUAGACCCUAUCAUCAAGAGAUUUGGCAAGAUGAGCACUGUGUUUGUAUAUGGCACACUCAAGAAAGGUCAACCCAACCAUCAUCACAUGAUGGACGAAACCAAGAGGAAAGGAGUAUACUGUGGCACAGGACGUACCAAUCAGAAGUAUCCGCUGGUGAUUGCAGGAAAAUAUAACAUUCCCUUUUUGCUCAACCUGCCAGGAACGGGACACGAAAUAGACGGAGAGAUUUACUUAGUCGAUGACCAGCUGCUACAGUUCCUUGAUGAGUUUGAAGGUUGUCCGGAAGUUUACCAGCGGAGACCUGUUGAGGUUCAUGUACUAGAGUGGGAAGAGAAAGCCAGCACACUGGGAGUGAAGCCCGACGUGGGUGGAAUGCUAACGUGCUUUCUGUAUAAUGCAACGACCUACGAACAGGACUGGUUAAAGCUUCCUUAUUAUAACAAUUAUGACCCCUUUCGGAACCAUGAUCAACCAAAAUACGUCCUACGUGAAGCUAGAUAACCAUCAACUUUCAUAGUUGAAGAGCAAGAAAUUAAAUUCAAAAUAUAUUCUCUUUCGAGACUUGAAUCAUUAAGCUUGAAUUCUUGAAUUGUAAUUCUAAAGCGAUUUAUGAAAGAUAUUUAAUUCUGAUUGUAUGCACUUUUAUUUUAAUGAAUUAGAAAUUAAAUUCUGUUCCAAUA